UGACUUUAAUUACACAACAUGGAGACCCUACCAACUCAAAUCCCCACUUCACAGUCCCUAUAUAAAGUAAUCUGCCAGGAGUGGCUCUCUUCAAUCAAUCCAUAGAAGAAGAUCGAAGUUCGAAAAUGACAGGAGUUCGAAGAAUCAAACUGGGUUCACAGGGUUUAGAGGUAUCCGCUCUGGGUUUGGGUUGUAUGGGCAUGUCCGCUUUCUAUGGAGACCCCAAACCUGAACCUGACAUGAUCAAGCUCAUCCACCACGCCAUUAACGCCGGCGUUACCUUUCUCGACACCUCCGACAUCUACGGCCCUCAAACCAACGAGAUCCUUAUCGGCAAGGCUUUGAAGGGAGGGACGAGGGAGAAAGUGGAGCUCGCAACCAAAUUUGGUAUUAAAUACGAUAGUGCUGCGAUGGAGGUGUGUGGAGAUCCGGCGUAUGUAAAGUAUGCUUGUGAAGCUAGCUUGAAGAGACUCGGUGUCGAUUGUAUCGAUCUGUAUUAUCAGCACAGAAUCGACAAGCGUGUGCCUAUCGAAAUCACAAUGGGAGCGAUGAAGGAGCUUGUGGAAGAAGGGAAGAUCAAAUACGUUGGAUUAUCAGAAGCAUCCGCAUCAACCAUCAGAAGAGCUCAUGCUGUGCACCCAAUAACAGCCAUACAACUGGAAUGGUCGUUGUGGUCAAGAGAUGUUGAAGAAGAUAUUAUUCCUACUUGCAGAGAACUUGGGAUUGGGAUUGUUGCAUACAGUCCUCUUGGACGUGGGUUCUUCUCAUCUGGCCCAAAGAUGCUCGAGAACUUGGAUGCUAGUGACUUCCGUAAGUACAUGCCGAGGUUCCAAGCUGAAAAUCUUGAACACAACACGAAAAUGUUCGAGAGGGUGAAUGAGAUGGCGACAAAGAAGGGGUGCACGCCAUCGCAGCUAUCAUUGGCUUGGGUUCACCACCAGGGGAAUGAUGUGGUGCCAAUUCCAGGAACUACAAAGAUUGAGAAUCUUGAACAGAACAUUGGAGCUUUAUCUGUGAAACUAACACCAGAAGACAUGGCUGAACUUGAAGCUAUUGCUUCAGCUGAUUCGGUGAAGGGGGACAGAUAUGGUGCUGGUAUUUCAACAUAUCAGGAUUCCGACACUCCUCCAUUGUCAUCUUGGAAAGCUUAAUGGAUGAUGCAAAUCUGUUGUAUGUGGUUUGACAUUGCUUGUUUUCGUUUAACGACACACCCUGUUUCGUGUUCUAUUAUUUGGUUAAACUCGAUCAGGCGUGUAGAUGUAAGCAUUUGAGUUUUGAGUACAAUAAAUGAAGGCGGUUUCCUGUUUUGAGUUUUGAGCAUGUAUUUUGGUUUCGGGUUUUUUGGUCCACUUUACGAUUGCUCCCUUGAUGUUAAUUAAACACUUUCGAAAGGGAGACAAACCUUUUUCACGUUGCAUUCAUUUCAUUCGAUUUUUUAGAUAAUU
This is a messenger RNA of Lactuca saligna, 1445 nucleotides long. The record is from the annotation of a GenBank genome assembly. Lineage: Eukaryota; Viridiplantae; Streptophyta; Magnoliopsida; Asterales; Asteraceae.